AUGCUAAUUUGGCUAAUUCUUUAUACUGCAAAUUCGGUUGUGGUGUGUUUCAGUGCUCUGGUGCCCAAUUUCAUUGUUGGGAAUUCAAUGGUCGCUGGUGUCAUUGGUUCGUUUCUGUUGUUCUCUGGCUACUUCGUAUCAAAACAUGAAAUUCCAAGUUACUGGAUUUUUAUGCAUUAUAUAUCUCCAUUUAAGUAUCCCUUUGAAGGGUUUCUAAUAAAUGAGUUCUCCUACUCAAAAAAGUGCUUCGAGUACUUGUUCGGCGCAUGCGUGGUGAGAGGAGAGGAUAUACUUAAAGAAGCAGAGCUAGGAGGGGAGACUAGUAGAUGGAAGAAUGUUGGGUUGAUGAUGGGCUUCAUCCUGGUUUCCAGGUUCAUUUCUUAUGCAAUUCUUAGGUACCGAUGCUCUCAAGGAGUCAUCCUUAAAGCAUGA
Molecule: messenger RNA, 432 nt
Organism: Sphenostylis stenocarpa
Lineage: Eukaryota; Viridiplantae; Streptophyta; Magnoliopsida; Fabales; Fabaceae
Source: the annotation of a GenBank genome assembly